AUCGCGCCUAAGUCAACUGUUCUUGUUGCUAUAGACGUUCGCUCUGCUCGCAGGGUUGUUUUCCCCAUUUGUGGUUUAGUGUGAGCUGUUGGUCAGUGUGUUUGCUUUCCUAUUUUGCAGGUGAAGCUCCAGUUAUCACAAUUUUCCGAUGAGCGGAUCUAAGCGCGGAAGGAAAUCUGUCAUGGGUCUUGACCUAACAAAUAUCAUUGAUUCCCCACCAGGAAGUGCCGACUCGAGUGGAACUCGCAGAAGAUCCUUGAGAUUACGCCGCAAAUCUACAUGUGCAGUGUCCCAUGACGAACAAACACUACCAUCUAGAAGAUAUCGUCGAAAGUCUGUGAUAGACCCGCAAACUCAGACGGAUGCAGUUUAUGACGCAUCGUGCAACUCUUCUCAUUCGCCUGCCCAGAAUGAAAAGAAUGUACCAUGUACGGAUAUUUUUGCACAGCCAUGCUGUACUGCGUCACCCGAUAAGGUAUCUGUCUUAUCGCAAGAUGAAUUGGAAAAUGUCAGACCUCAAAGUCCUCCACACAUACCAUCAGAUAUUAAAGAUGUCUAUCUUCCUAAUAAGUAUACGCCCCCGAAACACAGGGGUUUGCCAACUAUUUUGGAAAAUUCUGUUGAGAAAAACCAACGCUGCCACAGGUUAUGCAGAAACACUGAGCGUUCCCCCUUACGAAGGCAGAUAUUUACAGGACAAACACUCGAAGAAGCAUGCAUCCCUACAGCUCCCGGCGUCGCCCCUCUGGAUCCAGAUCUUGUCUUAUCAACAACACGCAAGCGUAUCGCGAAGCGCCGGAGGCUUGCCAAGAAGUUAGGAUUUAAAGGUAUUACCAUAUCCAAAAAAACAGAAAAUAGGUUCAGCAAAUUCCUUCUAGAAUCAGCUUUAAAUUCUUCUCACAGUAGUUCAACUUCUGAUUGAGUGAAGAAAAUUUUCGUAGAGCCUCUCUGUAAAAGUCUAUUCCACUCCCUACUGCGUCUUUCAAUAAAAUAUAACAUUGUAUAGGGUUUUUAAAAUGUAUAUUUACCGCUUCAUUCUUGAACGUCUAUAGCAUUUUACUGUUUGUGGAAAGAUUGUAUAUUUAUAUACCAUUAACUCUAACUAUUUUUACUUUCUAUUGUACAAUAAACAUUAAAUUGAUACGGCAAACUAAACCUUGUUUUAAC
Trichobilharzia szidati is the source of this 1167-nucleotide messenger RNA. The record is from the annotation of a GenBank genome assembly. Lineage: Eukaryota; Metazoa; Platyhelminthes; Trematoda; Strigeidida; Schistosomatidae.